Messenger RNA from Cryphonectria parasitica EP155, 759 nucleotides. RefSeq lists its product as uncharacterized. The record is from RefSeq and is a predicted model, not a curated record. The coding region runs from base 1 to 759 and encodes 252 amino acids. The transcript has 2 exons. Lineage: Eukaryota; Fungi; Ascomycota; Sordariomycetes; Diaporthales; Cryphonectriaceae.
AUGUGGCUUUUGUUUUCGGUGUUCUUUCUCACUGCCGCCCUCGCCUUUCGGAUGUGUUCUGAUGCAAUUGGUUCCGCUGCAGCCAUCGCCCAGCUGCUCGGCGAAGCCAUCAAAUUAUGGCAAAUGAUCUCGCGGGCGCGUCAGGCGGUGCGUACAGCACCUGAGGUGCGCGCAAAUACCGCUGGGCUGCUGUCCAGUCUACUCGACACGAUGCACCUCGUCGAGCGCGAGCCGAACUUGCAAAACCCUGGCGUCGACCAAGCCCUUCAGCAUAUAUAUGCUGUCGCAGGAGAGCUCAACCAUAUACUGGAGGGCAUGGUAGCACGACAGCGCAGGAGCACGCUACGGCAGAGUCUACAUGCACUGUGCCGCAGAGAGGCAGAAGAGGCUCACCUGAGAGACGUCCUGGGACGGCUCUACGGAGCCCGGGGUGAUUUGCUCCUUAGGAUCAACGUGCUGCAAGUGGGCCUGAUGGGAGAAGUGGUGGAGGGCAUGCAGAAGUCUGAGCUGGAAGUGCCAACGGCGAGACAGGGGCCGAUCCGCAGUGCAGACGAGGAUAUCCAUCAUCGCCUGGUGCUGGAGGACAACGAGACGUGGGAGCAGGCGGACCAGGUGAACGGCAUCAUAGCGCUGGAAGGUUCAGCGACUUCGACCACGGCAGAGUUGAAGGGCAACAGAGCUCUGGGGAACAGCCGCCAGAAGAACUUCAUUCUGGGCGGGACGGUUCCACUCAGCAUACUUGUACAUAUGGCUGGUUGA